GCGGCGGUGGCACAGCGGCGGGCAGCGGCGGGCUCGGAGAGCUGGAGCCGUGACCAUCUCCGGCAAACCGGGUACCCACCGACAGCCGGAGAGAGACACACACAGAGAGAGAGAGAGAGAGACCCGGAGAAGGACGCGGGGUCGGGUGGCCGCCGCCGCCGCCGGGCGCGCUCCGCUGUUUGCCAGAGUCCGGCCACCUGGUCUUCACCUUGGCCCCGCCGCCCCAGAGUCAACAGGAUGACACCAGGAGGUGUUGGACUGCACCUGGCUCUGCUGGCAGCCUCCCUGCCUGCUGCAUUGGGAUGGACAGACCCCAGAACCAGCCGAGGCCUGACUGUGGGAGUGGGGGAGCCGCAGGCAGAGGAACCAAGAAGAUUUGCAGUCUCAAGAAGAGAAGGGUUUGGCCUCGACAUGCUGGCAGCCGCCUGCAGGAAGAAGCUCUGUGACCGUGGGAGCAGCUGCGUGCUCAGCAGGGAGACAGGCCAACCAGAGUGCCGGUGCCUGGAGACAUGCCGGCCCAGCUACAUGCCCGUGUGCGGCUCUGAUGGCAAGUUCUACGAAAACCACUGUGAGCUCCAUCGUGCUGCCUGCCUGCAGGGAAGGAAGAUUGGCGCUGUGCACAGCAGGGACUGCUUCCUCAAAGGUGACUCAUGCUCCAUGGCCGACUAUUCCCGCCUAAAGAAUGUCCUUCUGGUGCUCCAGGCCCGCCUGCAGCCCCUGGAAGGAGGGGACCACAGGCAGGAGCCUGCCUCCCAGAAGCGCCUGUUAGUGGAAGCACUGUUCCAACAACUAGACACCAACAGAGAUGGCCGCCUGGAUGGUUCGGAGUUGGCUCAGCAUGAGCUGAAGGAGCAAGACCAGGAGGGAGAUUUCCUGGGGUGUUCGCCAGGUGACCUCCUCCGCUUCGAUGACUACAAUAGUGAUGGGUCCCUGACGCUGCAGGAGCUCUACACAGCCUUCCAAGUGGUUCAGCUCAGCCUGGCCCCGGAGGAGAGGGUACGUGUGAUCACCGUGACUGUGGGGAUGAGCACAGUGCUAAGCUGUGCCAUCCGUGGAGAUCUACGGCCUCCCAUUGUCUGGAAGCGCCAUGGGCUGGCCCUCAACAUCCUGGACUUGGAAGACAUUAAUGACUUCGGAGAGGACGCCUCCCUCUAUAUCACCAAGGUGACCACCGUCCACAUGGGCAACUAUACCUGCCACGCCUCCGGCCACGAGGAGCUGUUCCAGACCCACGUCCUGCAGGUGAAUGUGCCACCUGUCAUACGUGUCUACCCAGAGGCCCAGGCUCAGGAACCCGGGGUAGCAGCCAGUCUGAAGUGCCAUGCUGAAGGUAUCCCAGUCCCCAGAAUAACAUGGCUGAAAAACGGCAUGGAUGUCUCUGCCCAUGUAUCAAAACAGCUCUCUUUCCUAGCCAAUGGAAGUGAACUCCACCUCGGCAGUGUUCGGUAUGAGGACACGGGGGCCUACACCUGCAUCGCCCGGAAUGAGGUGGGCGUGGACGAGGACAUCUCCUCACUCUUCGUCGAGGACUCUGCCAGGAAGACCCGCCUCAGCGUGGGGAAUGUGUUCUACGUCUUCUGCGAUGAUGGUAUCGUUGUCCUCCAACCCACGGACUGUGAGAUCCAGAGGCACCUCAGGCCCACAGAGAAGAUCUUUAUGAGCUCCGAAGAAAUCUGCCCUCAAGGGGAAGGUGAGGACCUUCAGCCAUGCCAAUGGGCAUCAGCUGUGAACGUCAGACACCGAUUCAUCUAUGUUGCCCAGCCAGCACUGAGUAGAGUCCUGGUGAUUGAUGUCCAAGCCCAGAAAGUCCUACAGUCCAUAGGUGUGGACCCUGUGCCAGCUAAGCUGUCCUAUGACAAGUCACAUGACCAAGUGUGGGUCCUGAGCCAGGGCGAUGGGCAAAAUUCCCAGCCAAGUCUUCAGGUACUCACGGAAGCCAGCAGCGGCCAGGGCCAGCAUCUCGUCCGCGUGCCCUUUGCUGGAGUGCAAGAUUUCUUCAUCCCCCCAACCAACCUUAUCAUUAACCAUGUCAGGUUCGGCUUCAUCUUCAACUCGUCGGACCCCGCCAUUCACAAAGUGGACCUGGAAACCCUGGUGCUGAUCAAGACCAUCAGCCUGGAGAGCCACGGCUGCGUGCCCCAGGCCAUGGCCCACACGCACUUGGGGGGCUACUUCUUCAUCCAGUGCCUGGCCCACCGGGGCAGCACCCCGCAGCUGCUCCUGGACAGCGUCACGGACUCGGUGGUGGGCCCCAACAGCCGCAUCACGGGCACCCCGCAUGUGUCCCCAGACGGGCGCUUUGUGCUCAGCGCCUCCAGCAGCAACCCCCACUUGCAUGUGCAAGAGAUCACCGUGCGCGGGGAGAUCAGGACCCUCUACACCCUAAAAACCAGCGGGGCUGUCGGGGACGUGGCCUUCCAGCGCUCCUUCACCGAGGGCAACCAGUACCACGCGUAUGCCACGCUGGAGUCGGAGCCGGGCCUGCUGUUCGUGGAGCUGGCCACAGGCCAGGCAGAUGUGCUGCAGAACUUCAAGGAGCCGCCCCGGGGCCCUGCCUGGCCUUGGGGGGCACCCCGCAGGAUCGUGAGGGACAGCGGGCUCUUCGGACAGUACCUCCUCGCACCAGCCAGCGAGUCGCUGUUUCUGAUCAACGGGAGGCAGAAGGCCCUGCGAUGCGAGGUGGCCGGCAUUCCCAGGGGGACCACGGUGGUGUGGGUGGGCGAGGUAUGAGGGAGACACAGAGCAGAGCUCCCCCAACCCACCCACCGCCUCGUCCGUCCGGACCCCGCAGCCCCCCAGCAGGCGCUCUGUACAUUUUCACAGACAAAAAAAAGCAAAAAGCUGUCUCCGCUUCGUGGCUCCACGCUGGUCUUGCAAUGUCCCAGUCUGAGGUCUGCGCUGCUCUGCUCGAGAAACUGGGGUUCCUCCUCUCCCUGAUUGAUUCUCCAUGCUGAGAGCCCUUGUGCCCGGGAGAAGGGAUGGGCUCGUCUGCCCCGUCCCUGUGGACCGAAGGGCAAUGCCCUGCCCUGGGACAGAACUCACCCGCCUGUUGCCCUUCGUGGCCUUCACAUCCCCACUCCCCUCUGCCACCCCCUGCCCUUGGGAUGGGGGUACUCAGGGCAGCGACCUCACUGCCCUCACUCUCCACAGCUGUUUCCCCGCUUCUCUUUUCAUUUGACUCGCUCUAAGCCCAGGGAGAGCCAGCAGGGCACGCUGCCUCGGGUGGGGUGGGGGAAAUCACUCGCUUUAUUUUGAAAAUUUUGAUUAAAAACUAAUUUUCUAUCAUCGCAA
Molecule: messenger RNA, 3291 nt
Organism: Suncus etruscus (white-toothed pygmy shrew)
Lineage: Eukaryota; Metazoa; Chordata; Mammalia; Eulipotyphla; Soricidae
Gene: FSTL4
Product: follistatin like 4
Exons: 15
Coding region: 238-2730 (830 amino acids)
Biological process (GO): cell differentiation; regulation of BMP signaling pathway; multicellular organism development
Molecular function (GO): calcium ion binding; protein binding
Source: RefSeq, a predicted model, not a curated record